Molecule: messenger RNA, 150 nt
Organism: Entrophospora candida
Lineage: Eukaryota; Fungi; Glomeromycota; Glomeromycetes; Entrophosporales; Entrophosporaceae
Source: the annotation of a GenBank genome assembly
AUGCAGGAAUUAUAUAGAUCAUUCAAUUUUAAAGGCUUUUGUGACUUGUGGUAUCCAGAGGUAUUUGAUUUUGAUGCAAUUCCUGAAAUUUCACCUCCACCAAAUUAUGUAGAAUAUUUGUUUGGUUUGGGGUUUCGAAACAGUUUAGGA